AUGUGCAUCUGAAUCAGAAGGACAGAGUCAGAGGAGGCUUCAUCGCCACAUCGUUGGGUCUCUCUCUCCUUAUAGGUUUGUCUGAGCAGGCGCCGAAGCACGCACCACCAGGUUUGACUCUAAAUGCACAUGUCCUUGGGAUCUACUCUGAGGGAUGGGAACCACAGAGGCAACGCUGAGAAUUGAAAACAUGGAAGUACGAGAUGAGUGGCAGGAUGAAGACUUCCCCAGGCCACUCCCUGAGGACGGAGACAUGGAUCCCUCCUGUGGGCUCUCUGAUAACAGAACCUCCCCACCUAACUCCCUGAACUUGAGCCCACCUCGAGCAGGAGGAGGGUCUCAUCAGAAGCGGCGCACACUGAUUGCUCCUGAGAUGAAUCUGUCUCUGGACCAGAGUGAGGGCUCUAUGCUGUCAGAUGACUUCCUGGACACUCCGGAUGACCUAGACAUAAACAUCGAUGACAUUGACACUCCAGAUGAGACAGACUCACUCGAGUUCAUCACAAAUGGCAACGACUUGGAGUGGGAAGAUGAUGCGCCUGUGGCCUCAGCAAAGGCAGGGCCUGGAAACUGUUUUGGAGAGGAGGAGGAUGGGAAUGCAAAUGAACGACUUUGGAGGACAGUAGUUAUUGGAGAACAGGAACAUCGCAUUGAUAUGCAAGUCAUCAGGCCAUAUCUUAAAGUUAUCUCACAUGGAGGAUACUACGGAGAAGGCCUUAAUGCCAUCAUUGUGUUCUCUGCGUGUUACCUACCUGACAGCAGCAGCUCUGACUACCACUACAUUAUGGAAAACCUUUUCUUAUAUGUGGUAAGUAGCCUGGAAAUGCUGGUCGCUGAAGAUUAUUUGAUCAUAUACAUGAACGGAGCCACCCCUCGUACUAAAAUGCCUGGAAUCAGCUGGCUUAAGAAAUGUUACCAAAUGAUUGAUCGAAGACUGAGGAAAAACUUGAAAUCUCUGGUCAUUGCUCAUCCCACUUGGUUCAUAAGGACUGUGUUGACCAUAUCAAGACCCUUUAUCAGUGUAAAGUUUAUGAAUAAGAUCCGGUAUGUGCAUAGCCUGAGUGAAUUAGCUGAAAUCGUUCCCAUGGAGCACAUUCAUGUACCGGAGUGUGUGGUGCAGUAUGACCAAGAGAAAAUCAAAGCCCGGAGGGAAAGACUGGAGCAAGAGCAAAGACAGCAGGAAAAGCAGCAUACUCUCUCAAGUGAUUCAGCAAAGAAGUCCGAGAGGCCAGUGUCAAUGGCUGCUGAUUAAUUUGACCCAGAAAGGACAGGGCUGGAUGAAGGAACAAGAAGCAUGAAAACUUGUAUUUUGCCUUAUUAAGGGAAUGCCUUUCUUUAACAAAUCCAUAAGCUCUAGUUCCUUCCAGAUCAAUAAGGGAGAGUGCAAAUGCUUUAUAACAGCAACUGGACAUUUAUUCACUCUUGCUUCAUGCUUUUAAUUGUAGGGCUUUAAACAUUGCAACCCAAAAUCCACUUGAAGUGAAAGAAUGUUCAAAUGUCUGUAUUAGAUAGGAUGCUAUGUCACUGUAUCCAUAAUAACCAGCAUAUGUAGAAUAUACAAUGCAGAUUUUCAACAUAACAAUAACAUGUUACCAUAUCUCGCCUUUCAGACUGAGUGUCAACAUCAGUUCAUUGUUCUGCUUCAUUGCUUCACUGUACUAUUCAUGUGCCUCAAACUUAACACACAUUUUCUACACUAUCAUGCAUUCACAUACAAUCAUUUCAGUCUACAUAAUGACAUAUGCAUAUAUCGGUAUUUACUCUAUAUGCAUUCACUAUGGCUUAAGUCUACAUUAUUUGUCAGUUUUGUUAUGUUUUUUACAUGUUAAUAUAAUAUUAAUUACAAUGACUGUAUGAUUAUGGCCCUAUUUCUCAAGCAGACAUCCAAAUGAUAUUGUUUGUAUACUUUAUAUACUUUUUCUUUCUCUGAAUGAGGAAGUAAAUUGUUCAAUGGGAGAGACCUUCAAACAGUAGCAUGGGGAGAUGGAUUAAACUCAGGGUUAGAGGAGUAAAACAGACUCCAGGUUAGGAUGGACUGUGUUAGGUUUACAGAGUUACUGUGGUAACUUGUGGACACUAAACUUGAACCAAAACGUGUGAGUUUUGAAAAGCUCUGAGUUCAAAUUAAACCUGAUUCUUGAAUUAGGGCCGAUGUUCUUAUAUGCAUUUUUAUUAUUAUUUUAAGUUACUUUUUAAGUUAGGUUUUCCCCAUUGUCCUCCAUUCCUAGUUUAUUGUAGCAGGAGGAUAAAAAGGUUUUAUUUUUGUAGCACAAAACAUAUUCUAUUUUGAAUUGUAUAUUCAUUGCAUUAUGGAUUGAUAGGCCUAUGACCCAAUUACAUUUUAGUGUUAGUAUUAGUUAUGUUAACACUUUAUAGUUUUCUCCUGUUUGUUCAUGUGGAAGCUCUAGCAUUAUUUAGUUUUUUGUGUUUAAGUGCUAAUGCUAUUUUUGGUUCAUUUCAACAUAUUCAGUUAGACUACGUUAGACGAACUGACUAAUUCACAUUGUAAUUGUACAACUAUAUUUAUAUUUGAGGUCACUUGAUUCUGGAAUAAAAUGGGCUUUUUCAUAAUAAAAGCACAAAGUUGGUAAUACAUUACAUUGAUUAUACCAUAGGGUAUUUGUUACCUUAUUGUAAAAUAAUGUAGCCUACAUUAAAUCACUAUUUUGCCUUUGUUCAUAUUGUAAAGUAGCAGGCCUAAAUGUAAUAAAUACAUUUUCUGCAAA
Periophthalmus magnuspinnatus is the source of this 2726-nucleotide messenger RNA. RefSeq names its product ATCAY kinesin light chain interacting caytaxin a (gene atcaya). The record is from RefSeq and is a predicted model, not a curated record. The transcript has 13 exons. Bases 155 to 1252 code for a protein of 365 amino acids. Lineage: Eukaryota; Metazoa; Chordata; Actinopteri; Gobiiformes; Gobiidae. Gene Ontology annotation, cellular component: cytoplasm. Gene Ontology annotation, biological process: apoptotic process.